UGUCACGGAAGCAGUCUGGGAGCUGGGCUUUGCGCUUCAUUGCAACAUCCGGUGCAGCCAGGUCAGCCGACGUCAUAUCCGGCACCGAGGCCUAGUCAGCAGGACGGGGGCAAAAAGCAGCUGAGAGUGAGCGGAACGGCUGCAGCCACACCAUGAUCAUAUUCACCCGUCUCCUGGUCCUCUCCCUUCUCCUGGCCUCCGGUGCUUUUGCCAAGUUUCAGGAGUUUGAUGACGACAGCGAUGAUGUAGCGGAGUACGACGACAACGACUUUGCAGAGUUCGAAGACGCCGCCGACGAGGGGCCGACCGCUCGCCCUCCGAGCCAGCACACGCCAGAGAAAGAGGAGGAAAAUGAUGAUGAAGACGAUGAGGAGGCGACGGUAGAGCUGGAGGGACAAGAGGAAUUUGAGGAGGAUACAGAAGGACAGGAAGGUGACGCCGAUGCUGAACCGUAUGAUGAUGAAGAGUUUGAGAAUUAUGACGACAGGAUGGAUACUGGCACUCCAAACAAGAUUAAAGACCCAAUUACCAUUGUGGAUGUUCCUGCUCACCUACAGAACAGCUGGGAGAGCUAUUACAUGGAAAUUCUUAUGGUUACUGGGCUGUUGGCCUACAUCAUGAACUACAUCAUCGGCAAAAACAAAAACAGCCGGCUAGCACACGCCUGGUUCAACUCUCACAGGGAGCUCCUGGAAAGCAACUUCUCUCUUGUGGGGGAUGAUGGAACGAAUAAGGAUCCUGUAAGCACAGGAAAGCUGAACCAGGAGAACGAGCACAUCUAUAAUCUGUGGUGUUCGGGUCGGCUGUGCUGUGAAGGCAUGCUGAUUCAACUCAAGUUUAUUAAGCGUCAGGAUUUGCUUAAUGUAUUGGCUCGUAUGAUGCGCCCUGUAUGUGAUCAAGUGCAAGUAAAAGUGACCAUGAAUGAAGAAGACAUGGACACCUACGUUUUUGCCGUGGGAACUCGGAAAACGCUGAUCAGGUUGCAGAAGGAGAUGCAGGACUUGAGUGAAUUCUGCAGUGACAAGCCUAAAUCUGCUGCUAAGAUGGGUCUUCCUGAGUCCAUGGCCACCCUGUCUGAGAUGGGGGAAGUGACAGACGGUAUUAUGGACACCAAGAUGGUUCACUAUCUCACGCUCUAUUCCGAUAAAAUAGAGUCCAUCCAAUUCUCUGACCAGUUUUCCGGUCCAAAAAUCAUGCAAGAGGAAGGGCAGCCACUCAAACUCCCAGAGACAAAGAAAACUCUCCUGUUUACAUUUAACGUGCCUGGUUCUGGAAAUGCAUCUGUGAAAGAUAUGGAGGCCCUUCUACCACUGAUGAAUAUGGUGAUUUACAGUAUUGAUAAAGUUAGAAAAUUCCGUCUAAACAGAGAGGGGAAGCAAAAAGCUGACAAGAAUCGGGCCCGAGUCGAAGAAAACUUCCUGAAGCUCACUCAUGUACAACGACAGGAGGCCGCUCAGACCCGCCGUGAAGAGAAGAAGCGGGCAGAGAAAGAACGCAUCAUGAAUGAGGAGGAUCCUGACAAACAACGGCGUCUAGAGGAAGCUGUUCAGCGUCGAGAGCAAAAGAAGAUGGAUAAGAAGCAAAUGAAGAUGAAGCAGAUCAAAGUAAAAGCCAUGUAACUUGUCCAAAUGAUUCCCUCCAGCAACAGCAGAGUACAGUAAAGGAAGGAAAAGAAUAACCUAUGAUAAAUCGUCCAGUCUGGAAGUCCUUCCUUUCUCUGGAUUCUAUUGGUGUCCUUUAUUCUGACAGGGGCGCUCUUGUCUCUUCAAUGGCCUUGUGUUGAAAUACCUAAUUCCUGGUUGUCUAUUUGAUGGGCCUGGAAUGGGCUGAAAUACCUAUCAGAACUAAAGCAAGGUAAAGGGGAAGUAUUACUCUUGACAAUAGGCAUAGUAAUAUCAACUGAUGCUCCAAGAUGUACAACAAACAUGAAAACCUUAAGUCAGAUUCUCAGACACAUUCAGCACGGUCACCGACGCCUAUAAAAUAUCCUGCUGGAGUUAUUUUGGAUUUACAUUUUUUUUUUUCAAUGGUUUGUUUUAAAAUAAAGUGUCCACUAAUUCCCCUUUACUAUUCACCCAAGCAUGGGUGCUGAUAUGUGCAGAGUUAUGCAGCCGGGAAGUUCAAGUAAUUUGGCAGGUCUCCAGCCUUCGGUUUAAGAGCCAGAGACCUCCGCGCAGAGUUUAUAUAUAAUAUUAGUAUUUAAGUUAUUGAGACAUUAUAAAAGGAAUGACACAAAUGUAAAAGGAUUGGUAUUAUUUACAAAGUGUCAUUUCUCAAGGAGAUGUAACCAUAGUGUAGCUUGGCUUCCUUAUCUGCCAGUUUCAUGGCUGAUAUCUGAAUAUAGGUAUGGGAUCCGGAAACCCAUUAUCCAGAAAGCUCCGAAUUACAGAAAGGCUGUCUUCCACAUUGUAAUCAGAUAAUCCACGUUUUAAAAAUAAAUUUCAUUUUUCUCUGUAA
Messenger RNA from Xenopus laevis (African clawed frog), 2457 nucleotides. RefSeq names its product coiled-coil domain containing 47 L homeolog (gene ccdc47.L). The transcript has 13 exons. Gene Ontology annotation, cellular component: rough endoplasmic reticulum membrane; endoplasmic reticulum. The coding region runs from base 153 to 1619 and encodes 488 amino acids. Gene Ontology annotation, biological process: protein folding; endoplasmic reticulum calcium ion homeostasis. Gene Ontology annotation, molecular function: calcium ion binding. Lineage: Eukaryota; Metazoa; Chordata; Amphibia; Anura; Pipidae. The record is from RefSeq and is a predicted model, not a curated record.